CUCCUCGGUACGCCAUGAGACGCGCUCGACCUAUGUGUAUGUGAAUUUGCCAAGCUGCAUGAACAUUAUUAAAAGGUGUCUCCUAGCCUCCAAUAUCCUUGCUUGGGCAAUAGCCAGACAGCCAGUUUAGUUCAUUAUUUUUCAAAGCUGCAAGUUCGGAUAUUUCGCAAACGACAAACCAGGCAUGCUAAAACUGAACCGACAAGCCCCCAUCUUGGCCAUAGCCGUCCUUCUAUUGGUUCAUCCAAACGUAGACGCUCUGACCAGGCCCUCAUCGAUCAGGCUGGUAAACAACGGCUACACGGGUAUCGUGGUUGCCAUUCACAGCAAUGUCCCGGAGAGUGAUGAACUGAUCGAACGGAUUAAGUACAUGUUCACCGAGGGGUCCAAGUACCUAUACGAAGCCACGCGCAAACGUGCCUAUUUCAAAGAAGUCACCAUUUUGGUGCCCAAAUCAUGGACGCCCAAGCCAGAGUACCAGUUGCCAGGCAACGUGACGUUCGACUACGCUGACGUCAUCGUGGCGCCGCCCAAUCCCCGCUGGGCUCCUCUGCAGUACACCAAGCAGUACCAGGGGUGUGGCAAACAGGGUGUUCACAUCCAUUUCAUGGAUAAGUUCCUGACAGAUCCUAAUACUGAGCGCUAUUACGGUCCUCUAGGGCGCACGCUUGUUCACGAGUGGGGUCAUUUUCGCUGGGGAUUGUUCGACGAGUACCCGGAUCCUGUUGGUGACCCGGACAACUACAAGGAGUUCUAUUUCUCUUCUCUUACGCAGCAGUUCGAAGGAGUCAGAUGUUCGUACGAACACAACGCCGUCCCCUUGAUCUUCUACCCCAACCAGGUAUACUACCGCCGUUGUAAUGGUGGACCAGAUAUUGGAUACGAGGCUGGCUGUGUGUAUUACGUAUCGACCAAUCAAGAUAAAGUUUCGUCUUCGGUCAUGUUUUCAAGCUAUCCGCUUCCCCCGAUCAAGUAUUUUUGUGACGACGAUUCCUCGGACACCCCCAACCUGCACAACCGAGAGGCGCCAAACAAGCACAACCGUCUUUGCGGAGGUCGCAGCAAUUGGGAAGUAUUGCGAGACCAUCAGGACUUCCGAAAUAACUCGAAUCCACCUGUUGACCUGAACGAGGACGAUUUAAUACCAAAUAUCACAAUAGUACAACACCAAGAUAUCCGAGUGGUGCUUCUAUUGGACACGUCUGGCAGUAUGUCGUCCGGCAGUCGUUUCGAGAAGAUGAUCAGCUCAUCGGCCAAGUACAUCUCUUACACCGUUUUAAACGGUAGCUAUAUCGGCAUCGUAGAGUUUAGUUCUUCCAGCACAGUUCUCGAACCUCUAAGGCUGGUUGCCAACGAUACUGACCGCCAGGCUCUCCUCAGCUCCUUGCCAACAAGUCCCGUGGGCGGUACGGGCAUUGGCGGCGGUCUCUUAAAAGCAGUUCAGGUUUUAUCUGAGAAGGACGUCGAUUCGGCCGUUGGCAUUAUCUUGUUAAUAACAGAUGGGCAGGAGAAUGAAAAGCCGUUCGUAGCUGACGUCAUGGACGACAUCGUAGAGUCAAAGGUCAUUGUCUACACACUUGCCUUCACUCAAGCCGCAGACCACAUUUUGCCGAAACUGUCAGAAGCAACAGGUGGAAAAGCGUACUUCUAUUCAAACGACGGUGGUUCUGAGUCCAACGCUCUAGAUGAGGCGUUUGCUGCCACCAUGCAAAGAGGUGGCGUGGGUGAUGCCGAUAAACGCGUGCAGUUGGUGGGGACGUCUUGGACUUUAGCAAGCAAAGAGGCAAGAACUGGUAGCGUUUUCCUGGACAGCACCUUGGGCAGAAACACAGAGUUUGUUUUCUCCUGGACAACGGCAAAUGUCUUGGCCAUCAGUGUGAGCAUCAAACAUCGUAAUGGGAGUUUCAUCAACUGCUCCAACGACUGCUCUAAUCUCUCCUUCAGAAUCCUGUCGGUGUCGAUUCCAGGACAGGCUAAGGCUGGGCUCUGGGAAUUCACGGUGUUUAACCUCCUCACAUCGACUGAAGAGGUGACAAUCACCAUUUCGUCUCACCCAGCCAGCGAUGACGUAGAGCCCAUCAUUGUGACGUCAGAGCUGAGUGAUUCCAUCGCGGCGUUUGCUUCAGGCGAGCCCCUGGUGGCCUAUGCAGAGGUCCGUCAGGGUUUUAGCCCAAUGAUUUACGCCAACGUCUGGGCAACGAUCGAAAGACCGGGAGGGUACGAUCCGAUCAAAAUGCAACUACUUGACAAUGGUGCAGGAGCAGAUGUGACGAAGAAUGACGGAGUGUACUCGCGAUACUUCACCGAGGUCACAGGAGUCGGUUACUACGGUGUCAAGAUCGACGUAGAUAAUAACAACGGCAACGCCAUCAUCAUUGACUCGGUUCCCUUCUCGAAAUCUCGACCCAUCGUGGACCCAGACAAAGCGUUUGAUCUGCCCGAUAUAGGUGGAGUGAAGAUUCCCUUACCCGGUACUCCUCCAGUGGAGCCAACAGGCAAGCCCGCCCCUGCAUUCAGCCGCGGUGUCUCCGGCGGAUCCAGCCGAGUAGACGAUGUACCUCCAGGUUUCUCACCCGGUGACGACCUGUUCCCACCUGGAGAUGUCCUGGACCUCAAGGUCACCAACUCCUCCUUCACGGAGGCGACCGUGACGUUGGCUUGGACAGCUCCAGGUGCUGACCUCGACAACGGUGCAGCCUCCUGGUAUGAAGUCAUCCGUGCUGAGUCUAUCCAGGCCUGGCAGAACGACUCCACUCCGGAUUCCCAUUUGAUCCUCAACUCCAGCCACAUCCUGCAGGGGAACCUCUCUGCGCCUCAGGAGUUCGGCGACGAAGAGGAGUUAGUGGUCCUCGUGCCGGUACCGGAGGGCGCCACCGUGGCCUCGUACGCGUUCGUGCUACGGGCUUUCGACGACGCCGGGAAAUCGUCCGGGUUCUCCAACGCCGUGCAGGCAGUGCUCCGGGAGUACAUCCCCGGACCAUUGCCCCCGCCCGUGGUGACUGAAGUUCCACCUGACAGAGGGCUCCAGCCGUGGCAGAUUGCCCUGAUUGCGGUCGGUGGCAUCAUGGCCGUUCUUCUCCUACUGGGGAUUAUUAUCUUCAUGUCAGGUACUCGACUGCAGAGAAAACUUGUGAAAAGCGCUAAAGGGAGGGAUAAUCGUUCAUAUGUCCAAGAAGAAAAAGAAUUUUAGAUGUUUUUAAAUGAAAUCACUUUCAUAAAAUUUAUGGGCAGUCGUUGGUAAAUGACGUCGUCUUGAACCGACUAAAUUUCAAGCAAAGGGGUAAUUAGUUACAUGCAUUGGGUAAAAGUUUCUUUUAUUUACAAAAUUAUGAAAAGGUGUACUUUCUUCAAUAUUUCAAUAUGAACCUGUCUGAGUUUUAAUACAAAAUUGUAUGGUUGACCUCUGAGACGCACCGUAUGGGGGCAGGCAGCUAACAUACCGGCCCUUUUCUAUUAUAGUUUAGGCGAGUGUAUGCAUUUCUAAAAUGAUUCCAACUGCUUAAAAUGGCACCAAGCAUCUUAAACUCAGCUGUUUUGAUUAGUUUGAUGUCCGGGUUGCAUGCAUGCAACCUAGAAAGGAAAAGGAAGUUUUAUACCCCCCCAACAAGUCCAAUCCCUAUACACA
Messenger RNA from Acanthaster planci (crown-of-thorns starfish), 3625 nucleotides. Its product is annotated as calcium-activated chloride channel regulator 1-like. The record is from RefSeq and is a predicted model, not a curated record. Lineage: Eukaryota; Metazoa; Echinodermata; Asteroidea; Valvatida; Acanthasteridae.